AUGCACCUCUCAGGCAAAUACAUCUCCGCCCUCUGCCUCCUCGUGACAGGCAUCUACGCCCAAGCCGGCCCCUCCGGCAGCGACACGGGCAACACGCUCUGUUUGGGGAGCUGUGCGGAUACGCCGGAGGAGGCGGGUUGUCAGGGUGCGGCUGUUGCUACUUUCCGGGAGAAAAAACAAUGCUGGCUGUGCUGCUUAAACGACGACCAUUUGGAUGAUUUUGCGGAUCAUAUGGAUGAUGUUCUCCCUAGAAGGGCUGGACAUGAGUAG
Messenger RNA from Aspergillus campestris IBT 28561, 270 nucleotides. RefSeq lists its product as uncharacterized. The coding region runs from base 1 to 270 and encodes 89 amino acids. NCBI's taxonomy places the organism in Eukaryota, Fungi, Ascomycota, Eurotiomycetes, Eurotiales, Aspergillaceae. The transcript is spliced from 2 exons. The record is from RefSeq and is a predicted model, not a curated record.